AUGAACGAUUCUCUAGACCACCAAGAGGAGAAUGGUAUUAUUGACUCCGACAAAGUGAUAAUUCCAAAUAGUAAUUUCAUGCGUCAACAUCGUGAUGUUCAAUCAGAGAAAUUUUACCAACCUGAGAACGACAGUAACAAAAAUUAUCACAGAAUUUAUAAACGAGCAGUAACUGAUAUCCACAGCAAUAUUAGUAGAGUUAUGCACAAUUAUAAUGAAACAAGAAAUAACUCUAAUUUAAAUCCUCCUUAUGCAGUUUUUCCAGAAAUUUUAGUAUAUGUAGAUAAAACUCUUCUACGACAGUUCGGUUACGAUUAUGUCAAAACUGUUGCUUAUAUCCUAACUCUAUGGAAUGGAGCUGAUCUUAGUUUCCGAGAAUUGAAAAAACCUCAUGUCCGUUUAAACAUUGCUGGAAUUGUUUUAUGUUUGGAUCAAAUUGUACCAAUUAAUCAGUUUGUAACACGUGAUACAUUACAAAAGUUUAGUACAUUUAUGUAUAAUGAAGACCAGUUUGUACUCAAAAGGGAUUACGAUAUUGCUGUUUUGAUGGGUACAGAUCCAGAUCUUCAUGAGGCCGAAAUUGACAAUACUAUAUUCUCUGGAAUACACACAGCUGCACGUGAAUUAGGUCAUUUGUUUGGAGCACCUCUUGAUGGUGACUCUUCAGUUAAAACUUUGUUGAGUGCACCAGAGGCAGCAGAUUGUUCUUUUGAAGAUGGUUACCUGAUGAGUAAUAAAAGUUUUGAUCAAAAACAAUUUUACUUUUCCACCUGCACUAAAAAGAUAAUGACCUACUUCUUUAGGCAAAACAGUUCUAGUUGUUUUCAUAAUAAUCCAAAACUUAAGAGAAAUGAUAAACAAAUAUUAAGAAUAUUGCCUGGUAAACACAUGACAUUAGAUCAACAAUGCCAAAAAAGGGGAUACGCCAAAGCGUAUGAAGUAAAUCCUGGUAUUUGCUCCAAUAUAACAUGUUUAGUGGACGUUAAUAAAUUUCAAAGAGAAAAAGCAACAGUUUUUGUAGCAGCACUCGAAGGAACUCCAUGUGGUACUGAUAAAUUCUGCAUAAGAGGGGAGUGUGUAGAAGUAACAUUCAUAAAAAGAAGAAAAGAUUUAGAUGCUAGUAUAUUAUUUCCAUCAAAUUUACUCGAUCUUAAAUCAUCUACUGCAUCUUCUGAAGACAUAACUGUUCCCUCAGUCGAAACAACAUCUCACAAUACAAUAGCCACUUUGAAUCAUACUUCUGAGAUCGACACAAAUUUAACUGAAAGUGCUACAGCUAAAGUUUAUACUUUGCUUACUGCUCCUUCAAAUAAUACAACUACUGCUUCAGAUGAAAUAACAUCUCAUGAAUCGACAAACAGUUUCCAUAGUACAACAGUGCAAAAUAAUGUCGCAAAUUUAAAUAAUCUAACAUCUUUAGCAUCUUCUGAAGAAGUGACUGCCCCCACAACCGAAACUACAUCUCAAAAAACAAUAGCAAAUAUGAAUGAUACUUCUGAAAUCGACACUAAUUUAACUGACUGUGCAACGUCUUCUACAUUGCUUACCGAAACUACUAAUGGCACAAUGGCACCUUCAGUCGAAGUUACAACACAUGAAUCAUUAAACAACAUCGAUGGUAUAACAAUAGGAAAUAACGUCACAAAUUUAACUGAUCUUACAACUUCUACUGCAUCUUCCAAAGAUGUAACUGCUCUCUCAGUCGAAACAACAUCUUACGAUACAGUAACAAAUCUAAAUGAUACUUCUGACAUCGACACAAAUUUAAAUGACAGUGCUGCAACUACAAUUUCAACUUUUCUGACUGCAUCUUCUGAUGAUACAACUGUUCCCUCAGUUAAAAUAACAUCUCAUGAGUCGACAAACAGUUUUGAUAUUACAACAGUGCAAAAUAAUGUCACAAAUUUAAAUGAUCUAUUAAGAUCUUCAGCAUCUUCCGAAGAAGUGACUGCCCCCACAACCGAAACUACAUCUCAAAAAACAAUAGCAAAUAUGAAUGAAACUUCUGAAAUCGACACUAAUUUAACUGACAGUGCAACGUCUUCUACAUUGCUUACCGAAACUACUAAUGGCACAAUGGCACCUUCAGUCGAAGUUACAACACAUGAAUCAUUAAACAACAUCGAUGGUAUAACAAUAGGAAAUAACGUCACAAAUUUAACUGAUCUUACAACUUCUACUGCAUCUUCCAAAGAUGUUACUGCUCUCUCAGUCGGAACAACAUCUUACGAUACAGUAACAAAUCUAAAUGAUACUUCUGACAUCGACACAAAUUUAAAUGACAGUGCUGCAACUACAAUUUCAACUUUUCUGACUGCAUCUUGUGAUGAUACAACUGUUCCCUCAGUUAAAAUAACAUCUCAUGAGUCGACAAACAGUUUUGAUAUUACAACAGUGCAAAAUAAUGUCACAAAUUUAAAUGAUCUAUUAAGAUCUCCAGCAUCUUCUGAAGAAGUAACUGCCACCACAGUCAAAACAGCCUCUCGAGAUACAAUAGCAGAACUGAAUGACACUUCUGAAAUCGUCACAAAUGUAACUGACAUCGCUACGUCUUCUGCAUUACUUACUGAAUCUUAUAAUGACACAAUGGCACCUUCAGUCGAAGUUACAACUCAUGAAUCAAUAAACAAUAUCGAUGGUACAACAGAACGAAAUAACGAAGUUCCUGUUUUGUCCUCAGAAGUUCAUUUUCAAUUAGACUAUAAAGAAAGCAUAAAUGCUAAAACAUUAAGUGGCUUAGAGAAUUCAGUUUGGAAAAAUAUGAAAGCGUCUCUGUCAAUGGUUAUGUCCACUAUGACUAUGAUUAACGGUGUUUCUCAAAUGAAGGAGAUCGUCAAGAAAGGAAAAAAUAAAUUAUCAUUCUCUGCUUGUAAUUAAUAAUAAAUAAGAACAAUAUGAAAAAGGAACAAUACAGUGGACUCCGCUUAUAACAAACUUCAAGAGACCGUUGAAAUUUUUUCGUUAUAGCUGAAGUUCGCUAUAAACGAAGUUAAUUAACAUACACGUUUAAUUAAGGGGUAACACUACCCUAGAGUCAGAAAAAGAGACCUAUAUCUUUGUUGAUUUGUUUUGAGAAAAUGGAAACUAGAAUAGGAUUUCUUUUUGGAGGGUUUAUUAAAUACAUAUUGAAAAGUAGAAAAAAAAUGUUUUUAAAAAUUUUAUAACAAAAUG
Molecule: messenger RNA, 3171 nt
Organism: Leptopilina heterotoma
Lineage: Eukaryota; Metazoa; Arthropoda; Insecta; Hymenoptera; Figitidae
Product: serine-rich adhesin for platelets-like
Exons: 10
Coding region: 1-2877 (958 amino acids)
Biological process (GO): proteolysis
Molecular function (GO): metalloendopeptidase activity
Source: RefSeq, a predicted model, not a curated record